AUGUGGAUCAAAGUACCAGGUGAAAGUGAUGGCGAAUGUAAUGGCGGUCCUGCAGCUGGUGAUUUUUUUGAAGAGGCCUUUCAGAAGCUGUGGGAUCAAGGGUAUUUGGUCCAUGAGCUUGGUAUGAAACCAAUUGAGAAGACAGAUUCGAAGGACGACGGCGGAGUUAUCCAGUAUCCACCUGAAAAGUCUGGUCUUUCCAUAACGGUACAAGUCAACAAUCCGUCGAAUACUGUCACUCCUACGCCCGUUCCAAACUCUGCAUUGGAUGGCACUCAAAAUGCUCUCACGGACGUACCAAAUGACAGCGCCCCAUGGGUACAGAACUCGAAUCCUGCUUCAUCGGAUACUACUACCUCCCAGCUGGCUCCAACUAACGGCGAUCUACCGUGGGUUCAGAGCUCUGAUCCUGUCCCUUCAAGUAAUGACGUUACUCAGGCAGCACCUUCAAGUAAUGACGUUACUCAGGUAGCACCAACCACCGGCGACGCCUAUAAGUGGAAAGCAAUCCCAUCGAUCUUUCAAACUCUACCAGACACUAGCGUGUCGCACGUGACUCAAAAAGUUGACACCGUCGAAGAUACGGUAAAUAAAAACGCAAACGAGAUCGCCAAUACCGAUGUGACUCAGAUCGGCGUACGUAGACUCUAA
Molecule: messenger RNA, 651 nt
Organism: Plasmopara halstedii
Lineage: Eukaryota; Oomycota; Peronosporomycetes; Peronosporales; Peronosporaceae
Product: endo--partial
Exons: 1
Coding region: 1-651 (216 amino acids)
Biological process (GO): cellulose catabolic process
Molecular function (GO): hydrolase activity, hydrolyzing O-glycosyl compounds
Source: RefSeq, a predicted model, not a curated record